AUGGCGUCGACUCUCAACCGUACGGAGAGAUGGUCACUCCUGCUCGUCACAGGAGGCUCGCUGGCAGUGCUAGCAAAUACAUUCCAGGGCGACGGCGCGCCAUUGGUGGCCUCCCUGGCUUUUUCCACCCUGGCAUUCUCUAUGACCUAUGCUUUUGUACGAUGGUCAGGUCCAGCUUUUGUGAAAGCCGGUCUGAAAGGCAAGGACAUGAGCAAGAUCCCGGCAAAAGAGAUUCCUGAAUCCAUGGGAGCAGUCGCUGCGGCGGUCUACAUCCUGGCAUUGAUGGCAUUCAUUCCCUUUGCAUUCUACAAGGACAUUGUGGCGGCUACUUCGGGCGGAGGAAAUCGAGAUGUCGUGGUGACCAUCACUGAGGUCGAGACGGGCCGCUUCUUGCACCGGUUCCCACACUCGAAAUUAUCCUCAUAUCAAUCGGCACUCAACACUCUGCAAGCCACCACCAUCCUCGGGAUAUGCGACGACAUUCUCGAUCUCCGGUGGAGACACAAAUUCUUCAUUCCAGCAGUGGCCUCACUCCCGCUCCUCAUCGUCUACUACGUCGAUUUCGGAGUGACGUCGGUCGUGGUGCCUACUUUCCUGGUGCCGUACAUGCCGAAUCAAGCGCGCCUCAUCAACUUGUCGUUCCUAUACUAUUUGUACAUGUCAGCUCUCUCCAUCUUUGCCCCGAACUCGAUCAAUAUUCUCGCCGGCAUCAACGGCAUCGAAGUCGGACAGUCACUCGUCCUUGCAGGCCUUCUCAUCCUCAAUUCGGCGCUUUAUUUGGUUCCUUUUCCUGGAAACCCGGUCCUGAACCACGCCUAUGCCAUACGUCCUCAUCCGGCUACUGACGCACAUCUCAUGACGCUGUACAUUCUCUUGCCAUUCCUGGCUGUAUCAACAGCACUGUAUAUCCAUAACCGGUAUCCGGCCAAAGUAUUCGUCGGGGACACCUUCUGCUACGUCGCGGGCAUGACUUUUGCAGUCGUGGCUAUCACAGCCCAUUUCAGCAAAACUCUGCUCUUGCUCCUCAUUCCUCAAAUCGUCAACUUCAUCUACAGCGUACCACAGCUCUUUCACAUCAUUCCAUGUCCCCGGCAUCGACUGCCCAAAUUCAAUGCGAGGACGGGUCUGCUUGAACCUAGUGUGACGCCCUGGUCUGCAGAAAGACCUCCGAGUAAGUUUUUGACUGCAGUUUUCUUCACCUUGGAGAAGCUUCGUCUUAUCCAAGUCACUGUGGAUCCAAAGACGAAUCGAAUAUCAGCCACCUCGAAUCUUACCAUCAUCAAUCUGUGGCUGGUAUGGAGGGGCCCGAUGAGAGAGGAUCAGUUGACGAAGGAGCUGCUUGUGAUGCAGACGUGUUGCGGCCUUGUCGGAUUGUUCGUCAGACAUACGAUGGCUCGGCUCAUCUUUAGCGUAGAUAAUCGGGGAUCGCUCAGCCAAGGGGAGCUCGGGAUGACACAGACACAGCUCAAAGCCACCUAG
This is a messenger RNA of Cladophialophora carrionii CBS 160.54, 1479 nucleotides long. RefSeq lists its product as uncharacterized. The transcript is spliced from 2 exons. NCBI's taxonomy places the organism in Eukaryota, Fungi, Ascomycota, Eurotiomycetes, Chaetothyriales, Herpotrichiellaceae. Gene Ontology annotation, cellular component: membrane. Gene Ontology annotation, molecular function: UDP-N-acetylglucosamine-dolichyl-phosphate N-acetylglucosaminephosphotransferase activity. The coding region runs from base 1 to 1479 and encodes 492 amino acids. Gene Ontology annotation, biological process: protein N-linked glycosylation; dolichol-linked oligosaccharide biosynthetic process. The record is from RefSeq and is a predicted model, not a curated record.